UUGUCACAGACUGUUCCUCGACCAGUCUACGCAUCUGGCCAGGCGUCGGAGUGUCUCUCCGUGCCAGCAUCUUUAACAUCGUCUUCAGGUCCCGCAGGUUCGGCAACAUCCUCUUCUUCCUCCUCCUCCGCCCCCUCUUCUACUUCUUCCUCCUCUUCUUCUUCUUUUUCUUCUUCUUCCUUUUCGUCUUCUUCGUCCUCUUCGUCUUCUUCUUCCUACCUCUCGUCGGGACUUGAACCCGAUGAGCUGUCGCCCACCGCCAAUCGCACCCUUCCCCUCUCCCCGGUGCCCCGGUGGUCCCCUUUUCAGCCAGUCCCCAAUGCAGAUGCCGCCUGGCCGCGUCUUGCGUCGUCAUCGCAACCGGCCGGCCUGCAGGCCUCCUUCCUGCAACAGGUCGGCUCGAGCUUGGCCAAACUGGCCGGCGGUCAGACUGGCCAGGUCUCGAGUGAGGCCUUCACGGCGUCGGGAUUCGGAGUGGACACGGAGGAGGAGACUGGCCUGGGAGGCCUGGAGACGAGUGUGACCCCGUUGCCGGGUUGUACCACAGCCGCCGUGUUGGUGGCUGCAGCCAUGGCUGCCACCAAGCUCUGCACCAUGUCGCCAAUUUCACCGGUCAUUUUGUCACAUCUCUUGGCCAAUUGUCUUGUUCCGACGCCUCCAAGCCGAGUCCCUGUCGAGGAUCCCUUCGUUCCUUCUCCUCCUCCUCUUCCUGUUCCUCUUCCUCUUCCUCCUUCGUCCCCUCCUCCUCUUCAUUCGACCUCGGGCCUCGGCAUCCUCUCGAGCAACGAGUCGUCCUUCUUGGACUGGCCGACUGCACCUCUCGCCGGCGUCUGUCGGCCGGACAAGACUUCGGACUCGAACAAGGCUCAAUCAGGCCGGCGGUCUGCCGUGGCGCUGUUCAAGUGCAGUCCCAAUUGUUCCGCUCAACCGGCCAGUGACGGCGCUCAUGCCGCCGCGGCACCCAUUUCGGCCGACCGGCAUCGAGCCCCGUCCGACUGGCCGGUGCCGCAGUGUCGAGUUGAAGACGUCUGCUUCGGAGGGCUCGCCAAGUCGAACCUCCAGCCGGAGGAGCUGAGCUUUGCGGGGGUUCGAACCACGCUUCCCUUCCACUUGGCGCCAACAAUGCGGCCAUCGCUGUCCGCCUCGUCGGCUCGGCCGGAUCGUCCGACCGGAUUCCAUCGUGUCUCUUCCGACCACGACACACGCGGCCACACUUGGUCCUCCCUGUUGCCCCCGCCCAAUGAGGUACCAUUUCAUCCGCUUCUCGCCUCCAACCAGCCCGUGCCUCUGCCCACUCCGCCCUCCUCCUCAGCCUCGUCGCAUCCUUCACUCUCGUCCUAUGGCGCGCUCAAUUCGCAUCUCCCUUUCUCCGGCGGCCUCUUCCCGACAACCCCAUUUUUCCCCCCGAUCCUGCCACUUUCGCCCUUUCCCUCGGCGGCCCCGCCGGCCGGCCUCAACUGGCCCAUGCAUCUGCUCGCUCCGGUCGCCUCGAGCCCCACGACCGUUGGCUACCCCAUCGGUCUCUUCAACAGCCUCCCAGCCUCGGCCGGAUCUCUCUCAGACCCGGCGCCACUGCCAUUCUCGCCCAAUCUGCCCCACUUCGCCACCAGCCUCCUUCCCUCCACACCCUCCACACCCUCCACACUGACCACGCCGACCCAAUCAGCGUCAAUCUUCCCACCGGGUGUCAGGCUUCUGUCAGCCUCGCACCCGCUCGUCCGAGCCCCGUUUCCACCGGACGUGGGCCUCGAACCGCUCGAGCCGACCUCGGCCAAAGACAGCCGAUCCCGAUCACGUGGCUGUCGUCCCGAGGCCGAGGUCGAGACCGAGGUGGAGACCGAGACCGAGACCGAAACCGAAACCGAAACCGAAACCGAGACCGGUGGGUACAACGUGGCCACGCUGAGGGUGGAAGACUUUCUCAGCGCCGCCAUCAACUGUCGAGACGACGACCAGUCGACGACGGUCGGUCGGAGUCGGACGCUGCGUCCAGAGCUCGGCGGUGCGUCGCAAUGUCGGCCCAGCCUGCGCUUGUUGUGGGCCCGACUGCUCGGCGUCGACGCCGUCUCGCCGGCGAAGCCGACAGACGCGCGGAUGGACGCAGUGAACGGUGGACUGGCAGACGCCUCGGAGCAAAAGCAACUGAUCGCCGUCUCGAGGAUACGCGGUUGCCGGGAGAAAGAGGAGAGAAGAGAG
Molecule: messenger RNA, 2196 nt
Organism: Protopolystoma xenopodis
Lineage: Eukaryota; Metazoa; Platyhelminthes; Monogenea; Polystomatidea; Polystomatidae
Source: the annotation of a GenBank genome assembly